AUGAACCGUACUAAACAAGACGUCGGCGAUCCGUUAAUACAACAUUUACGAAGAAACACCAAGACAACGAAAACAUGGGCUUGCAUCUACUGUCCGGAUAGGGCAAUACUCCUUUCGAAAUCUGAUUUGUGGAUGCAUGCACAAAACAAUCACCAGGACAAGCUCCCAAGCACACCAGAAAAGUCCAAACAAUUCCGUAAAUCAUGCGAAGUGAAUUCUGUCUUGAAAUAUCCCACAAGAUUAUGCGAAAAAGGGCAUCUACACGAUGAAGCAACAACAGAAGGUCGGUCAAACAAGAGGACAGCUGAAGGGGGUGGUAUACCAGUCGAUUUAGUAUCACCGUUCCGUGAAGACUUGGAGAUUCCUCCGCCUCCGCCUCGAAAAUAUCGUGCCAAACAGCGCCAUGAUAAUGAAAGUCCCCACAGUGGGCCACGAUUCCCGUUCGAAGAGGAUAAAUUCUAUUCUCAGCGAGAAACAAGACCUAUAACACAAGAAGAGCUCGUAGCAGAAGUCAAAGGUUUUUAUGCUAAUCUCGUAAUGGUCGAAGCCAAGCCCAUCGAGGUUGAUGAAGGGCCGUGGCAAGCUCUCAUUAAAAUGCUUCAUACUUUAUCUGAACAGCCUCUUAGCUUCUUUAGAGGCUGUCAUCGUUUUCCUGAUAUUCCUAAUUUACGUAGACUAGCAUCAGAAUUUGCUAUACCUGCUGAAGUGUGGCAGCGUGGUACAUCUUCCUUGCUCAAGUUCAUCGGAAAUAUGCCACCUAUCCCAUAUGAUACAACGCUUGUGUUGGAAUUCAUGACACUUUUCACCAUGGCUAAAGAGUAUGACCUGUUUGAAGAUUUGGGUUCCAGCCCUGGUGACGAAGAGGAACACCAUGAGCUGUCACUUAGCCUCAAAGAACGAAAAGAACGAACACCAUGUAGAGCUCGUGAAAUUCUUCCCAACAAGAUUUGGAGCCACAAUCUAUCAUCGCCCCGAAAUAAACCAACGAAUGAAUCCACGAAACAUCGCGACAAUGAGGUUCACAAUGCUAAGCUAAAAACACACUCAGGUCGAGCAAGGAGUAAGGAACCAUCGCCAAAAGGUCUUCUCCUGACACUCACCAGCCUCCUGGGUACUUUGCUCGCCGCUCUUGGCCAUAAAAAAGGACUUUUUACAAGUCUCCUCAUGGCAAGCGUUGUCAGCGACGUAUCGGGUAGGGCAAUACCGCCCGAGAAUAGCGAGACAACGAUAUCGCCGACAUUUUCUAGCGAUUCAAACCCAUUCCAAAGCCUGAUAGACAAGAACAAACUCUUGUUGGAUUGGAGUUACGAAGCAGGUACCGCAAUGUUUUUAAUUAUCGCAUGCGCGCUUAUCCGAAGAUACUUUUGCAAAGAAGAGCAGAAUCGACUUCUGAGCGCUACAUGUAUGGCUGCUUCAACAUCUCUCUUCGCAUAUCUCCGCGAUCGCGAAGAUAUAACGGGUGGGGUCCUCGCAGGUGUAUCUUUUGCGGGAGCUGUCUUUACUUGGAACACAUUUUCUAUGGGGGUCAAGAAAUAUAAUUUUGGUGCCCCCUAUAUCAUCUUUGGCAUGAUUCUUGGGAUGGCAAUUCUUUGGAGAGGAUAUCCGUACAUACAGCCUUUUAUCGGCUCUGUAAAGAUUGAUGUAUUCAUCUUACCAUCCAUCACAUGUUCGUUUUCGAUACUAGAGAUGGUAGUGAAAAUUCAUGACGAUAUAAUCCGCUGGAUUAGACGGUAA
Molecule: messenger RNA, 1734 nt
Organism: Botrytis fragariae
Lineage: Eukaryota; Fungi; Ascomycota; Leotiomycetes; Helotiales; Sclerotiniaceae
Product: putative telomerase-binding protein est1a protein
Exons: 3
Coding region: 1-1734 (577 amino acids)
Source: RefSeq, a predicted model, not a curated record